AUGUCUAAGGUUGGUGUGAUGGUCAUGGGACCCGCAGGAGCUGGUAAGACUACUUUUUGCAAUUCAGUCAUGUCGUACAUGGAGUCUCAAGGUCGUACAGGUAACUUGGUGAACUUAGAUCCGGCAGCUACCGCGCAAGAAUAUGCAUUUACUAUUGAUAUCAGAGACUUAAUAUCGUUGGAUGACGUUGAAGAGGAAUUGAAACUAGGACCUAAUGGUGGUCUUAUCUACUGUUUUGAAUUUCUAUUGAAGAAUUUGGACUGGCUAGACGAACAGAUUGGUGAUUAUCCGGAUGAUUAUUUAAUCUUUGACUGUCCUGGACAGAUAGAAUUAUACAGUCAUAUUCCCGCUAUGCCGAUGUUGGUGAAGCACAUUCAGCAACAGCUCAGUUUCAACUUAUGCUGUACUUAUCUAAUAGAGGCUCCGUUUAUGGUGGAUAGAGCCAAGUUCUUUUCUGGUGCAUUGGAGGCCAUGUCCACGAUGAUCUUCAUGGAGCUGCCACAUUUGAACAUAUUGUCAAAGAUGGAUCUUGUUAAAGACACUAUGUCUAGACGGGAGAUUCGCAAGUUCUUGUGUCCAAAUCCUCAGUUGAUGGAAGAUGAUGAGGUAAAAGACGAUCAGAAGGAUUUGAUACUUAGUAAUCCGAAAUAUAGGAAGUUGAGUAAAGCUAUUGCACAACUAGUUGAUGAUUUCGGUAUGGUUCAGUUUCUGCCGUUGGACUGUUCGGCCAAAGAUCAAAAUGCGUCCGUCCGUACCAUUGUUACAUGCAUAGACAACAUUACACAAUGGGACGAGAACCAGGAACCUAAGGAACCCGAGGAGCCCGAGGAGCCCGAAUCAGAUGAUGAUUGA
Messenger RNA from Brettanomyces nanus, 852 nucleotides. RefSeq lists its product as uncharacterized. Lineage: Eukaryota; Fungi; Ascomycota; Pichiomycetes; Pichiales; Pichiaceae. The record is from RefSeq and is a predicted model, not a curated record. Gene Ontology annotation, molecular function: GTPase activity. The transcript has a single exon. The coding region runs from base 1 to 852 and encodes 283 amino acids.